Haliotis rufescens (red abalone) is the source of this 2192-nucleotide messenger RNA. Its product is annotated as ribitol-5-phosphate transferase FKTN-like. Gene Ontology annotation, cellular component: Golgi membrane. NCBI's taxonomy places the organism in Eukaryota, Metazoa, Mollusca, Gastropoda, Lepetellida, Haliotidae. The transcript has 8 exons. Bases 154 to 1524 code for a protein of 456 amino acids. The record is from RefSeq and is a predicted model, not a curated record.
GUAAGUUUACACGACUUAUGAUUUCUUCAUCCAGUUUGUGUUGCUUUCCUCAUACACGAAGAACCGAACAGCUUUAUUGGAGUCAUAUACCCAUUCAACAUUACAUUAUUAGAAGAACUUUGUGUCUUAAGGGUGCGUUUUGGAAAUUUUAGAAUGCGUUGGUUCAGCGGAUGCUACCAGAAUCGUAAAUCUUGCAUCAGCAUUACUGUGCUGUUCCUUGGCUGCGUCUGUUUUUACUUCACGUCUAGAAAGCAUCACAUACAGCAAAUUGAGUUCAGAUCCCGGACGAGUCCCCGGUUGCCUUUGUAUGCUGAUUCCCAAGGUGACACGCAGAAAUUGGAACUACUCAACACAUUCGCCAGCAAGUGCUUACAUCAUGGUAUUCCUAUAUUUGUCAUCGAACCAUCCGUACUGCAUCACCUGUUGUCUGCCAAUGAGUCGGAACCUCCCUGUAUCCUGUGCUCGGCCGGAGAUGUCAUCUCACUGGGGGUGUUCGGAGCAGACUGGGACAAAGGGGAAUCUCUCCUUCUAGAAUUCAAUGACCUUGAUAUUGUACUGAAUGAAGUGACCGCUCCUGAUCCCCGCCUGUUGUCCUUGGAGCGGAUCACUGUCCCCAGUGUUCCUACACAUUACCUCAUCCGCCAGUCGGGAAGCCUUCCUCUGCAUCUGGUGGUAUUCUACGAACGGGACGAUAACUACUGGUGGCACAGUUCGCUUGAACCCUCGACUACCUCGAACAGUCAGAUCUUUCAAGGAUUGAACACUACGUUUGGAAACAGCGCCGGAGCAUAUGACAGAUUCGAUGUCCGACUGACGACGGUGGACGGCAUGUGGCUCUACCUCCCGCACCCAGUAGGGGAGUUCCUGGCCCAGAUGCCGAGGUCCAAGUUCAUUGAGUGUGACUACCAAGGGGCGCAGACAUAUCUCAGUAAAAACUCUGCAGAAAGAAGUGGACUAACAUUACAUGGAGCAAAAGUCCUGUACCAAGCGAAGAGGGCUCUGGAUCCUCUUGGCGUUCCUUUCUGGCUCAGUUUUGGCACGUGUCUUGGUUGGUAUCGACAGUGUGGUUUCAUUCCCUAUACCAGUGAUAUAGACAUAGAGAUUCCCAUUCAGCGCUACAGUACAGGCAUCCUGCCGGCGUUUUUGAAAGCCGGGUUUAAACUCCUGCAUGUCAAGGGGAAGAUGUCUGAUAGUUUCGAAAUGGCUAUUAAAGCUCAUGGCAUCAAGAUCGAUGUGUCCUUCGUGUAUGAGGAGAAGACCUAUCUAUGGCAAGGAGGAACCGACGCCCACGAUGGCAAGAAGUAUAAAUACACUUUUCCAAAGUUUGACACUUGCUGGACUGACUUCAUGGGUUGCCGACUGCGCGUCCCCUGUCCUACUCUACCCUACAUCACUGCCGCAUAUGGCAAGAACUGGAACACUUCAGUGAAGCAGUGGGACUGGAGGGGAAGCGGUAGUAACGCGCAGAAGAACGGGGUCUGGCCAAAGGAGGAAUGGCAAACAGUGAUACAGGGGACACACUAGUGGGUCAAUAUCAGUAAAUCAGAGCUACUGUACUGGCGGUCAGCUCAUCAUUAAAAUGGGCAAACGUGUCGGCAUGCCUUCAUGAAUAUAUCUUACACAUGUACCGUGUCUUCAAUUCAAUCUGGAAACACGACAGACCGACGGAGUUCCCUUAUUUAGAUAUAACACGCCAAGGCAGGAAAAUAACAAAUGACACAGGUUCGGAACAGACAAGUAAAUGAGAUGAAUAAGUAUUCGUUUCCUGACGUCGCACAGUAGUACUCCCGCCUGGCGAUGGAGGCCACAAGGGAUAUCACAAGCUUAUUUGUCAUUUUAUUUUUUUAAUAUUCAUUAAUGAGUUUAAGAUAUUAAAAUUGCUGAAAAUCAGUUACUUGUUUCAUAAUUAUCAAUUUGUGUAUGAAACAAAAUUGUUUUUGGCUAUAUUUUUGCUUGCAGAUAAAGUACUCUGACACUUUAAAAUGUUGAAACAAAUUGCAGACUUUUCUCAUGUUGAUGAAAAAAACAACUUGAACAUUUAUUUGGUCCAUCUGGUUCUUAAAAAUUGAACGUCAGUUUGGAUGGGUUCAUUGAAGUGUGAACGAUUUAAAAGCGCUCGUUAAACUGUGCUGGUGAUUUUUUUUGUCCGUUCACAGGUGUGUGAACUCAAAAUAUCAGAUCACGUGAUUACC